GUGUGAAAACGACGACAACGUCCUGUGAGAGCGUCCUGUGUGACUUACGAUCUCACGUUGAACAAAAACGGAUUUAUUAACUAUAUUUGUACGCAAAAGUGUCCAGCAAUGAUCCCAAUCGGCUUAAAGCUGAGCGUGGCCCUCGUGCUUCUCUUCGGCCUCGCGCGCCACCACAUUGCGGGCCUCUGCAGAGUGGAGCACUGCACCAACAGCACGAACUGCCUUCUGUCCGCAGACCGGAGGAGGUGCAAAUGUGCCAGCGGAUAUUAUGCGGACCAAUGUGACAAAAAUGCAGACAUCAAAGUAAUGUGCGGCAAAGACUUCAUGGCGAUCCGAGCGAAAGAAGAUUACUUCCAGUAUCACAAUGUGCCGCUGGAGUCCCUGCACUUGCCCAACAAAUCUUGCCGUCCUCAGAGGACGGUCAUCAACGGUGUGCCGUAUUACAUGGCCAAGAUAUCUAAAGACGAAUAUCAAGUCUGCGGAGGCAAGCCGCUGAUGAGAAAAAAUCACAUCGCCUAUUCCCUGAGUAUACAAUCGAACCCUCAGGUUAGAGGAAACAUCAUCAGAAAUCCAGUCAUUAAGAUGGACUUCACGUGCGUCUAUCCAUCCAUCAGAACAGUCAGCCUGCCUUUCCCAGUCAUCCACUUUUCCAGUGAGAUGGUGAUGCACGUAGAUGAACUUGAUGCCAAGAUCCAGAUGAUGUUGUACACAGACCAGUCUUAUUCUGAGGCCUACACGAGUUCCCCCACCAUUGAACUUCGAGACAAGGUAUAUGUGGAGGUGGCUGUCACCGAGCCUGCAGAUUUCUUCCUGCUCAGAGUUGAGAAGUGCUGGGCCACGCAGUCUCCCCAGCCCAACACCACCGAGGGAUUGGUCUACACUCUGCUCCUGAACGGGUGUGUGAGUGACGAAACGGUCUCCUUUCUUAACGUGAGCGCCGGACAGUCUGGCCGUAACGGAGAAAGUUCCAUCAUUCGCUACAGCUUCGACAUGUUCCGCUUCAUGACGGAACCUCACGACCUCUAUCUGCACUGCACGGUGGAGCUGUGCGUGCCCGAAGACCACAUGUCCUGCACACCCAACUGUAAUUCAAUCAGUAAGAGAGAAGCGGUGCAAGCAGACCCCUCUCUGGGCCUCCUAUCGUAUGGACCCAUCAGGAUUGAAAUGCCAGAGAGACCUCAAUUCAGCAUACUGCUGCCCGUAGCAGGUGUCUGGACUGUGGGCUUCUUCCUCAUCAUCCUCAUCACUGUGGUCAAGGCAGGCAGCAAGAGGCUCGCACGGCAAGAGGAGCACUGA
Cyclopterus lumpus (lumpfish) is the source of this 1296-nucleotide messenger RNA. RefSeq names its product zona pellucida glycoprotein d (gene zpd). The transcript is spliced from 10 exons. The record is from RefSeq and is a predicted model, not a curated record. Bases 109 to 1296 code for a protein of 395 amino acids. Lineage: Eukaryota; Metazoa; Chordata; Actinopteri; Perciformes; Cyclopteridae. Gene Ontology annotation, cellular component: cell surface; apical plasma membrane. Gene Ontology annotation, biological process: neutrophil migration.